ACUGUCGGUUGCUGUGGCAACAUCGUGGUUCGUGAACGUUCGGGCACAAAACCCGGGGGCUUCGAUUGUUUGUGUGUGCAAACGUUAGCGCAAACCCCGUCGGAUGGGGGCUCCUGGUGCGGCUAAAGGAGCCGCAUUUUUAUUAUGUGUUGAGCGUUCGUGGAAUAUGGAGCGCCAUUGCCAACGGUGCGUCCGUGCGUGCGAGUGAGAAGCGAGUGUGUGUGUGUGUGUGGAAAAGAGAAAGAGAACACGCGGUGAGAGAGAGAGAGAGAGAAAGGGAACGAGAGAGAUGAGAAUUAAAAGCAUCCUUUGCUACGAGAAAGGAUUGAAUUGCAGGUGCUGAUGAGGGUUAUAAUGUUCCAACGUAACUCCUCGCACAGCUGGCAAAUAUUGGCUGUGUCCUCGUUUGUUGUCCGCGACUAACUGCCGAUUUGUCUGCGUGUUUGUGUGCGUGUGUGUGUUUUUUCUAUCGUUGUUGUUACCACUAGAAGCCCUGUAUCGGCGAAUGGGAAAGACCGUAUCAUAUGCCAUAAAGACGCGUGAAUGGUCGCGCUUCGUUGCGUGCCCCGUUGUGUGAAAAUGUAAUGUUUAAAGUGGAUUUAUAGACACUGUGGUGUGUGGUGAACCUGUACAGCCCGAUAUAUCCAGCGUUGUAUUCGGGGUCGAAUCCCUGCGGAACGUUUGCAUAAUGAGGUUCGUGUGUUUAGCGUGUAGUGCUUCGGGUGUGUAGUAAAGUUUUGGACGCAACCGCUUAACGGCACCACCAUACAUGACGCUUCCACGUACGUUACCAUGUGAAUUGUGUGAUAGCAGUAAACUGCUAGUGAUACCGGUGACAGGCAGCUAGCGACGCUGCAAGUGACAGUAGAACGGUGGCUCGCACUACCUAUGGCAUCAGCGACGACACUCGUAAUGGCGUUGCCUACACAAAAGCCCCGUAUCGGCUUCAGCAUCGAGUCGAUUGUGGGCAGCGAAAAACGGAUGCCCCAAAGCUCGCCAGCACACCUUUCGCCCAACAGUGAAUCGUCCGACCGGCCGACGAGUCCCGUCAGCGACGGUAGUCACUUCCCGUCCGAUGUGGCUCCGCUGCUGUUGCGAGGCUUUCCGCCAGGCUUUCAACCAUUACCUCAUCAACGGGCCUAUCUGCUGCAGCGACAGCAGGAACAGCAACAGCAGGCCCGAGAGUACCUCGCGCUAGGGCAUCGAAUAUCGCGAGGAUCCGCUGGGACGCCUCCCGCACCCGAACCGAACGGACGGCUACCGGACUCUCCACACAGUCCCGGAGAGGGACCCCAGCAACGACCCUCCUCCAUACGGAUGAUAGAUUUGAGUAGUAAUUCUAGUCGUAGUUCACCGCCGCCUAACACGAGACUUUCCCCAGACCUGGAGCCAAGCAUUCGGAACCACCAGCAACGAUCGCCCAGAAGUUCCCCCGGACCAGGUCCUCCGGGAGGUCCUCCCGUAGGUCCAAACAAAGGCCACCCAAUAAUGGUACCGGGCAUACCGGCCAGCUUGGUGCGUCCCUUUCCAAUGGGUCCGAACGGUGAUCUGAAAGGGCUGCCUUCGUUUAUGGGUGGAAACAGUGCAACGGAGCUGGCCGUACAGGCAGCCCACAACCAGCACCUUCUAGCGGCCCAAUUCCAGGCAGCGCUAGCACACGUGCAGGCCACGCACGGCCAGGGUGGCUUUCCCGGUGGCCAUCCAGCACAUCUCCACAAUCAUCCGGCCAACAUGCCGCGCGAAAGUUACCCGCUCUAUCCGUGGCUGUUAAGUCGGCACGGGAGAAACGUGUUUCCACCAAGGUUUCCUGGAGGCUAUUUGCUACCAUUUCGCAAACCAAAGCGAGUCCGGACGGCGUUUUCACCGUCGCAGCUGCUGAAGCUGGAGCACGCCUUCGAGAACAAUCACUACGUGGUCGGUGCGGAACGGAAAUCGUUGGCGCAGACUCUCAGUCUUACGGAAACUCAGGUCAAAGUAUGGUUCCAGAACCGGCGCACCAAACACAAAAGGAUGCAGCAGGAAGAAGACGCCAAAUCGGGUGGAAAUGGAGAGGAUGGACGGGGGCGGCAUAGUCCGGGCAGUCCGGGCGCUCACUACGAGGAGGACGAUGAGGACGAGCUUAUCGAUAUGGAGAUGGACGAUGAGUGUGCGAGCGAGGAAGACGAACGGGAGCACGGUUGACGCUUAUCGGUAUAGCAGCGCCCUCUGCUGGCGGGAAUGGAAAUGAUAAGAAAUGGAAGGAUUCACUAUCGGCAAGUGUAAGAUCAAGUCGCAAUAGUGGCUUGAUGAUAUCACAAGGAGUUCUUUAAAGUCGCAAGGCGACCAGGUGACGCUAAAAUAGCUAUUCUAGACGUACGAUAAGAUUUUGUGAUAUCAUCUGAGCAUCCCUAUCCCGGUGGACUUAUGCUCGAAGCGAAUGGUGUCAAGUUGUAAUAAAAGUUCCUCACAGCUGUAUUGUCGUUUGUUUAACGUAUCGGUCACGAAUACAAUAAGACCCGAGCUCAUGAGCAGUAGUUAGUGUCAAAAUGAUGUGCCAAAUUCAGAAUUGUAGUGAGCGGGUUAGGGCACGUCGUUGAACAUCACUGAUGAUCCUGAGAACACGUAGACAGACAGAUAGAUAGAUACGUAAAGCAAAUGAAGUAUUAUUUAUGAGUUGUAGAUUUCAUUACCGUUGUGCAGGUUUAGUUGUUUUCUUAGGAAGAAUUGAAAAUAUUUUCUCAAAACUCGCGUUGUGUUCAUCCAGUGAAACAAAUUUUAUUUAAGCAUUUUUGUACAUACUGUAACAUAGAUAAAAUAAAU
Molecule: messenger RNA, 2799 nt
Organism: Anopheles stephensi (Asian malaria mosquito)
Lineage: Eukaryota; Metazoa; Arthropoda; Insecta; Diptera; Culicidae
Product: homeotic protein empty spiracles-like
Exons: 3
Coding region: 889-2181 (430 amino acids)
Biological process (GO): regulation of DNA-templated transcription; brain development; central nervous system development
Molecular function (GO): DNA-binding transcription factor activity, RNA polymerase II-specific; DNA binding
Source: RefSeq, a predicted model, not a curated record